This is a messenger RNA of Ahaetulla prasina, 2062 nucleotides long. It is a transcript of the gene PSTPIP2, whose product is annotated as proline-serine-threonine phosphatase interacting protein 2. Gene Ontology annotation, biological process: actin filament polymerization. Bases 81 to 1178 code for a protein of 365 amino acids. The record is from RefSeq and is a predicted model, not a curated record. Gene Ontology annotation, molecular function: actin filament binding. The transcript is spliced from 15 exons. Gene Ontology annotation, cellular component: actin filament; cytoplasm; plasma membrane. NCBI's taxonomy places the organism in Eukaryota, Metazoa, Chordata, Lepidosauria, Squamata, Colubridae.
GCUCCAUAGACAACACUGGAGGUGGCUGUCGUAUUUUAACAGUGGAUAAAUCCCCUUGAGCCCAACCACACACUUUGCUGAUGUCCCACCACAACGUCUCAACUACAGGAGGGAGAGAAGACAGCAAAGGAAGCAUGGAGUUAGUCUGGAAUAUAUUUUCUGUCACUGGAAAGAUAUUCUCCAAGGAAACAGCUUUACCAAAGAAGACAACAGAUUUGAUCAGCACAGCCGGAUAUGACAACAUUGUCCAACACUUGAAUGACGGCAGGAAGAACUGCAAAGAAUUUGAAGACUUUUUGCGAGAAAGGGCUUCUGUAGAAGAGAGAUAUGGGAAGGAGCUGAUCAGCUUGUCACGGAAGAAGCCCUGUGGGCAGACCGAGCUAAACACCCUCAGACGAGCGCUGGAGGUUUUCAAGCAACGUGUGGAGACUGUUGGCCAAAUCCAUAUGCAGCUAGCCCAGAAUCUCAGGGGAGAAGCGAAGAAAAUGGAGGAUUUCAGAGAAAAGCAAAAACUCCAUCGUAAAAAGAUUGAACUAAUAAUGGACGCCAUUCACAAAAACCGGAAUCUGCAGUACAAGAAGACCUUAGAAGCCAAGAGGCUCUACGAACAGCGAUGCAGAGACAAAGAUGAAGCAGAGCAAGCCGUUCAUCGGAGCACCAACCUGGUCACCCCGAAGCAGCAGGAAAAGCUGUUCGUGAAACUCGCUCAGGCCAAGACUGCCUUGGAAGACUCAGACAGGAUAUAUCAGAACAACGUCAACGCUCUGGAGAAGAUCAGGGAAGAGUGGCAGAACGAGCACAUCAAGGCUUGUGAGUUCUUCGAGAGUCAAGAAUGCGAGCGGAUCAACUAUUUUCGGAAUGCUAUGUGGUUGCAUGUGAAUCAGCUGUCGGAAGGUUGUGUCAAGAAUGACGACAACUACGAAGAGAUCCGCAGAGCCCUCGAGCAGUGCAGCAUCGGGAACGACAUCGAGUGCUUUGUACAUAUUCGCAAAACCGGCAACCUCCCUCCAGUUCCUGUAGUCUAUGAAAAUUAUUAUAACACACAGAAGAACACGGUGCCCAGAAGAUGCCAAGUUCCAGUGCCUGGCACGAGACCCCAGAUGCCCAUCCCUUCCAGUGAACCAGGGGACGCUAACUAUGCUUCCGUGGAUGGAUAUAGCUUAAUUCAUCCCCACUAGCCCAGAGAUGAUCUUCGAGUCUUUUAUUUGACGAAACCUCUGUGAGGAAAUGAAAUAGCAGCAUUUUAAAAGCUGUCUCCACAUACUUCCCCAAAUGGAGUUAUGCUCUUUUUUGGGGUGCAUGAAUUAUUGUUUCUUAAAAACGCGAUGGGAGGAGAACGCUUUGGAAAGAUGGAGGAUGGUUCCGCAGCAGAAAAGCACCGAGAGAAUGCUCAUUUUCUGGCAGAUCACACCAAUCUUCUGUUGUUUUAUUCGUUUGAAGGAAGGGAUUAAAAACAAAACAAAACCCUGCAGGAGUGUUUGCAGGAUAUGGCUGAAAAAGUCAAGAUGGUGGCUGUAGCAUCACCUGCCUCCUUAUAGCAGGGGUCUCCAACCUUGGUCCCUUUAAGACUUGUGGACUUCAACUCCCAGAGUUCCUCAGCCAGCUUUGCUGGGAGUUGAAGUCCACAAGUCUUUUUUUUUUUUUCAUAAAAAAGUUUUAUUUUUACAAUCAUAUCAAACAGCUCAUCCAAUGUACAGUUAUAUACAAUUAGUCGGGCUUGCCCAGUCACCACCACCCUUUUUAACACUCUUCCCUCUUCUACCUUCUUCUACUUUCCAGACCUUCCUCUCCUUCUCUUAUCUACAUCCUCUCCUCCCUCCACCCUACACCUUCCUUCUCCCUCUUCCUUCCUCUUCUCCUCUUUCCUACCUCCUACUCUCUCCUCUUUUCUCCCUCCCCACCGUUCUAAAAUGGUAACUGGGCAGACCCGACCCUACAUUAAUUAUAUUUAUACAUCUUCAAUAAUCCCUGUACAUUAACCAUCACUCCAUCCUCUACCCUCAACCCCCCAAUUCCCCUCCCCCUUACCCCCCACCCCGACUUCCCAGAACAAAAUGCAGGG